Molecule: messenger RNA, 2586 nt
Organism: Blepharisma stoltei
Lineage: Eukaryota; Ciliophora; Heterotrichea; Heterotrichida; Blepharismidae
Source: the annotation of a GenBank genome assembly
AUGUCCUUUAGGUACUUACUUUUGCUGUUAGUCUUAACAGCCCACGGAAUUGAAGAAGAAGUAUCAAAAGACCACGAGCUGACUACUCUCGAAGAAACAUCAGAAAAAUACGAAUUUCAAGCAGAAGUCGCAAGUCUCAUGGAUAUCAUCAUAAACUCUCUUUACAUCAAUAAAGAAGUCUUCUUAAGAGAACUCAUUUCUAAUGCAUCAGACGCUAUGGACAAAGUCAGAUUUCUUGCUCUAAUGAACCCAGAAAAAGACUACGGUGAUUUAGAAAUCCGCAUAUCUUAUGAUCCUGCAAAAAAAACAUUGACCAUUUCAGACAAAGGAAUUGGGAUGACCAAAACUGAUUUAGUCGAAAAACUAGGCACAGUCGCAAGGUCAGGAACUACACAAUUUUUAGAAGCCAUUGCAAAAGGUGGGAGUAUAAAUCUAAUUGGGCAGUUUGGUGUUGGUUUUUAUAGCAGUUUCUUAGCUGCAGAUAAGGUUACUGUUGUAAGUAAACAUGAUGACGAUGACCAAUACAUCUGGACUUCUUCUGCUGGACCUCAGUUUACUGUUAAGAAAGAUCCAAGAGGAAACACUUUGGGAAGAGGAACUGAAGUUAUUCUUAAGCUUAAACAAGAUGCUGAAGAAUUUUUAGAUAAAAAGACUAUUCAAGAUACAAUUAAAAGCUACUCAGAAUUUAUUGAUUAUCCUAUAUAUCUGUAUUUGGAAAAAGACAAGUAUAUUGAUGUACCGAUGACAGAAGAAGAAAUAAAGGAAGAAGAAGUCAAAGAAGCCAAAAAAUUGGAAGAAAAAAGAGCUGCUUUAUUAAAAGAAAGAGAAGAAAAAAUUGCUAAUGGAGAAGAAGUCCCUGAUGAAAUAGAAGAACCUACCCUUUCUGAUGAAGAAAAGAAAAGAACAAAAAGCGAAAAAACAACAGAGUGGCUCUGGGAACAAGUAAACACUAAAAAAGCAAUUUGGCUUAAUGAGCCUAAAGAGAACAAAAUCAAAGACUACGUCAAACUGUACCAAACCUUAAAAAAAGAUGGCUCAGAGCCUCUAUAUUUCACCCAUUUCCAUGGAGAAGGAGAAGUCGAUUUUAGAGCCAUUAUCUUCAUCCCUGACAAUCCACCUGUUGACAUGUAUGAAGAAGUCACCAAAUCUAAGUCAGGCUUAAGACUUUACGUCCGAAGAGUUCUUAUUACAGAAGGUCCAGAAGAUUUAAUUCCAAAAUAUUUAAAUUUCUUAAAAGGAGUCAUCCAUUCAGACGACAUGCCUUUAAAUGUCUCCAGAGAAACCUUACAGCAGCAAAGAAUCUUCAAAAUCAUGAACAACAAAAUAGUCAAAAAAGUCCUUGAUACUUUACUAGAUUUAGCUAAUGACAAAGAUGAGUGGAAAGCUGAAAGACCAAAUGAAGAUGAUUGGAAAUACACAGGAGAAGACGAAGAGGUCAAAAAAGAUAUGGACCAAGAGUACCAGAUCUUGCUUAGGUGGAGUCUUAAAAAAGGAAAAGAAAGAUAUGCAGAGUUCUGGAAAAACUUUUCUAAGGCGAUUAAAACUGGAGUUAUUGAGGAUGCUAGUAAUAGAAAUAAGCUGGUUAAACUAUUGAGAUUUCAAAGCACUGCCACAAGUGGGGAUGAAAAAGAUCUUACAUCGUUUGCAGAGUAUGUUGAGAGAAUGCCGUCUACUCAAGAAUUCAUUUAUUAUCUUGCUGGAGAAGAUUUAGAAGCUCUUAAAAAGGCUCCUCAUAUACAGAAAUUAGUAAAAAUGGGAUAUGAAGUCAUUUUGCUUGAUGAUCCUCUUGAUGAAUUCGCUUUUAGCUACAUCAAAGAUUUUGAUGAAAAAAAGGUUAAAAAUCUGGCAAAAGGAGAACUUGACCUUGGAGUCAUGACUGAGUAUGAAGAGAAAAAAGAACAAAAACUUAAGGAGUUGUUCAAACCAUUAACAGAUUGGUGGAAAUCACAAUUAGGAAGAGAAGUCGAUAAAGUCACACUUAGCAGAAGACUUACAACAGAUCCAGUCGUUAUUGUAAGCCAAGAGUCUGGGUAUACAGCCAAUAUGUAUAGAAUUGCUAAGUCUCAGGCUUACUCAAACCAGCAAAAAAUCCCAGAUCACUAUGUGCCAAGAAAAAUUCUUGAAAUAAAUCCUGCUCAUCCAGCGAUUAAAAAGAUGCUUGAAUUGGUAGAAGAUGAUCCAAGCACUCAACAAUUGAGAGAUUAUGGGUGGAUGUACUACUACACAGGGCUGCUUGCAUCUGGUUUUGCACUUAAUGAAGAUCCAGAUUUUUCUAGCAGAAUAUAUAGAAUGAUGAGCAAAAAGAUGCAAGUUUCGCCUACCGAGCCUUUAGCUGAGCCUGAUCUUCCAGAAGGAGAUGAUGAAGAUGAGGAAGGAACAAAUGAAGAAGGAGAUGUUGAAAUUUUAGAUGGUGAAAAUGAUGAAGAAACAGCUGAGAGCGCAGAUAAUGUAGAAGAGGGAGAAGCAAAAAAUUUAGAAGAGUUAAACAAUAAAGAAGAAGAAACUACACAAGAACCUCCAAAAGCUGAAAAGACUGAAGAAAAGAAAGAAACAAACUCAGAAGAAGGUAAAAAGGUUGAUCUUUAA